Messenger RNA from Aspergillus neoniger CBS 115656, 1854 nucleotides. RefSeq lists its product as uncharacterized. The transcript is spliced from 2 exons. The record is from RefSeq and is a predicted model, not a curated record. NCBI's taxonomy places the organism in Eukaryota, Fungi, Ascomycota, Eurotiomycetes, Eurotiales, Aspergillaceae. The coding region runs from base 1 to 1854 and encodes 617 amino acids.
AUGGAUUCUCCAUCGAGCGCGACGCCGAGCCCGACAAAGGCCCUCAAUCCCCUGUCACCAGACCGGAUGAACCAGCAGAUCGGACUUGGCUCACCCUCAAUGUCAUCGGAUAUUUUCAACAUUCAGCGGAAGACUCCCCGGGGACUCACCGAUGUACAGGCCAAGGUCGCGUAUCUGAACAACUUGUCGCGAGGAAACAGCCCCGCGCAGGGUUCACAGCCUUCAGCAGCAUCUACGGCAGCUCUCCAGCGGGCUAUCCUUGGGCGCGAAGAGGCUGAGUCGGCGUUGGCCAAUGUUUCCGCUCAGCUUUCUGAAGCCCAGUCGCGGGAGCGUCGGAUAAGUGAAAGACUGGAGUCCCUGCUGGAAGAACUGCAAACAACAAAAGAACGCCAGGCCCACGAGCGAUCAAUUUUCGAAAAAGAAAUUAGGAAGGCGAGGAAGGAAGCUUUUCGAGCUGGCUCCGUUCUGGUGAAAACACAGGAGGAGCUGAAAAACGCAAGAAACGAAGCAAAAGGGUACAAGGACGAGGCCCAGGCAGAGCGAGCAGCAAAAGAACAAGCAAAACAGGAGGCUUUCGAACGCGCUUAUGCUAUUGCUGGUCUCACGGAGGAGAUGGAGGUCCUUAAAGAACAGCUACGGGCCGCCGAGGCCAACAACCACUCGCAGAAGCUCGAAGCGCAAGCGCAGCAGAAGAACGAUAUUGGACGAAUUUCGCUGACUGAAGGCGAUUUCAAUCUCUUGUUGACACCUACCCCUCGGAGACCCAAACGUUCUGCUGAGGAAAUAGCCAACCCGCCUCAAGCCAAUGUCGCUGAAUCUUCACCGGUCAAGGAUACACCUCCCAAGAGGCAAAGGAUGUCAGACGUAACUCCUAGAAAGGAGGCCGCGGAGAUCACGACACUCGAUGUACAUGAGGAACAAAUCGCUGAGUUGGAGGAGACCCUCAGGCGCGAGCGUCAACUCAGAGUCGACGCCGAGGGAAUGCUCGAAUUCUUGCGCCUGGAGUGCCAUUUUAAACGUUGCACUUGCCGCUUGGCAGAGCAGAAAAGCGUUCCUCAUACCCAUGAACCGCAAAGCGUGGAUACGACGAAAAAGUAUGAGCUGGAACACCCAAAACAUCACAAAAAUGACCAGAACGCACUUGCUGCACCAGAGGAGCCAAGUCCGUCUCAUACUCCUAAAGGCGAGCCUAGAUAUGAUGUUGACGAUGACGACGACGAUAAGCCUCCGGAGGAACCUUUGAUAACAUUCUCACCUGCCACUGGAACCUUCCACACCUUCCCUUCUCCUGUACGAGGAUCUCCCCGAAAGGCCAACGAGGCUACUGCAAACGACCAUCAGUCACCAGCAGCCUACGCUGAACACGGAAUAGACGCCCGUGUGAUGUCUGGUAGCCCUGCCCCGAAGUAUGGGUCUCUUCAGCGCCAGGCUCCGUUUGAUUCUAUAACGGAUCGUGAAGCUACUCCGAAAGGCCACCCCUCGCCAGCGGUUGUUGAUGUGCCAUGGGAUCCUGUGAUGCCCAUUGGACAUGAAGCCGGCACCCCUGAGAGGCACAAUGACCCCACGAAGGUUCCUCUGCGCGAUGAUGGGGGAUCAAAUCGCUUUUCCGACGUGCCUGGGACACCCAUCAGCCGAGAAGAAGCACUGGCUCAGAUUAGAGCGCGGAGAGAGAGAGCAAACACCAUGAAGAGGUCUGUCAGUGCCAGUGAAAGCGGGUUUCGCUCGGGAGGCAUGGGAGUUACUCCUGUCCGGAGCGCUCGACGGUACCCUGGCGUCCAGAAUCCAGAUGCAAGCGACGGUUCCAUCAGAAGUCGGAGGGAUAUGAGCGCUCCUAUCCAUAUGUCCCACUACUGA